AUGGGUUGUGUGCGGCGGGGAUGGGUCUCCUGUCUUCUGUGGGCACUAUGGCUCCUGGAGUCUUCCAUGGCCCUUCAACCUGCAGAGGUUGUAGAAUCCAAACAGCUCCUGCAGGAAGACAACAAGACAGCGGUCAGUAGCGCGUCAGAUAACCUCCAAAAGUUAACACCCACCGAUCUCCUGAAUUCAGCGUCAGGAUACCAUGUUAGUAGCCACUGGAGUGGUCACCACGGUGGGGGUGGCGGUUACGGCGGCGGUGGACACGGAGGAGGUGGCGGUGGACAUCACGGAAGUGGAGGCGGGGCUUCUCACCACUCUGACCAUCACUCAGGCCACGGUAGUGAAGGUGACAAAGGCUACAAGGGACAUCAUGGCCACGAAAAGGGAUCGAAGGGGUAUCACGACAAAGGAGGUCACAGUGGCCAUUACAGUGAUCACGGAGGCCACAGGAAGGGCCACCACGAUGUAGGGGGUUAUUAUGGAGAGCACCAUCAUGGAGAAGAGGGCGGGAAAGGGCACAAAUAUGGCGAGGGCGGAGGGCACAAGAAAGGACAUAGCAUCAAGGGACAUCACGCAGUUCACAAGAAGGACGAGUACAAGAAGAACCACGAGUUUUACGACGAACACCACGGUGGGGGACACCACAGCAAGCAUGGAGGUCACGAGAGCCACCACGAAAAUAAGGGCGGAGGUCAUCACAAAGCAGGCCAUCACAAGUCAGGAUAUCACGAUGACCAUCACGGGAAGAAGGGCCACUACGGUAAAGACCACUACCAUGAAGGUCACAAGGGCUACAAAGGAUCACAUGGACACGGCAGUCACUAUGGCCACCACGCGGAGCAUGGCAGCAAGGGUGGCUCCUCUGGCGGAUCCAGCCACGGUUACAGCAGCGGCAGCGGCGGUGGGGGUGGACACGGAGGUGGAGGUGGUGGCGGACACGGAGGUGGGGGAUAUGGCGGUGGACAUGGAGGCGGAGGCCAUGGAGGCGGUGGGCACGGAGGUGGAGGCCAUGGAGGCGGUGGGCACGGAGGUGGAGGUGGUGGCGGACACGGAGGUGGGGGAUAUGGCGGUGGACAUGGAGGCGGAGGCCAUGGAGGCGGUGGGCACGGAGGUGGAGGCCAUGGAGGCGGUGGGCACGGAGGUGGAGGUGGUGGAGGCCAUGGAGGUGGGGGAUACGGCGGUGGACACGGAGGCGGAGGCCACGGAGGUGGAGGUGGUGGCUACGGUGGUGGCGGACACGGAGGCGGAAGCCACGGAGGUGGAAGUGGUGGCUACGGUGGCGGUGGACACGGAGGCGGAGGCCAUGGAGGUGGUGGGCAUGGAGGCCACGGCGGUGGACAUGGAAGCGGUGGAUACGGCGGUGGUCACGGUGGUGGUGGUGGUGGUCAUGGAGGCCACGGAGGUGGAGGAUACGGCGGUGGCGGGCAUGGAGGUGGGGGAUACGGAGGUGGACAUGGAGGCCACGGAGGUGGCGGUCAUGGAGGUGGGGGAUACGGAGGCGGAGGCCACGGAGGUGGUGGCUACGGAGGCGGCGGACAUGGUGGUCAUUACGGAGGUGGUCAUGGUGGAAGUUGGCUCGGGCGUGGCCAUCACGGAGGUGGUUUGCACGGAGUUGGAGGAUAUAAAGGACAUGGACAUUGGAGCGGCAGUUAUGGCGGUGGCUAUGGUGGUUAUGGGGUCGGAGGUCACGGGUGA
This is a messenger RNA of Cryptotermes secundus, 1695 nucleotides long. Its product is annotated as glycine-rich cell wall structural protein 1.8-like. Lineage: Eukaryota; Metazoa; Arthropoda; Insecta; Blattodea; Kalotermitidae. The coding region runs from base 1 to 1695 and encodes 564 amino acids. The transcript is spliced from 2 exons. The record is from RefSeq and is a predicted model, not a curated record.